AUACUUCCUGUAUUUCCGGAUUGUGAUGAUGAGGUGCUUUUGGAUAGCUCUUCUUGUUCUGUUGGUGGUCAGGUUGGGCCACACAAUCAACAAUCCUCCAGAAGACAAUGAGUUCGCAGAAUUUGAAGAGUUUGAUGAAGAUGAUGAAGCCACCAUUACUGAAGAGAAGCCUGUAGAUGGUGACAGUAAGAAAAGCCGAGUAUCGCCGGACGAGUCUCGGAGUGGUCAGGACGAAGAGGAGGAGGAUGAGGAAGAAGCUGUAGUGGAGACUGAAGAAGAACCGGAUGAUGAAGAGUUUGAACAUCUUCAUGACGAAGAUGAAUUUGAAGGCUUUGACAAGGAUCAGAGUCCAAGAAAAGGCAAAUCUCAAGAAAAAUUACCUGAUCUCGAGAUGGCAAAGGUACCGUUACACCUGCGCACAAACUGGGACAGUUUCUACCUCGAGAUGUUGAUGAUCGCUGGACUGGGCGUAUACUUUCUCAACUUCUUGGCUGGAAAGACAAAGAACAGCAAGUUGGCCCAGGCUUGGCUCAGUGCACACAGAGACAUGUUGGAAAGUAAUUUUUCAAUUGUCGGCGACGAUGGUACAUCUAAGGAGGUUUCGUCAGGUACCCUAAUAAAGGAGUCGGAGAACAUCUAUGCCCUGUGGUGCAGCGGUCGAGUUUGUGUGGAAGGAAUGUUGGUGGAACUGAAGCUGUUGAAGCGACAAGAUCUCAUCAACACGCUGCUCAGAAUGUUCAAGCCUGCGUCGGACCAAGUGAUUAUCACAGUUGAUAUGGAUAAAUCUGUAAUGGAGAAGUUCGUCUUUGCAGUGGCUAACAAAAAGAUCGCUGGGAAGCUUCACAAAGACAUGUUGGAUCUUAAUUAUUUUACAGAGAAGAAGACUGUAGAAAAAUUUGAUAUUCCAACCAGCUACCAGAUUUUAACGGAAAUGGGUGAAGUUACCACUGCAAUAUUGGACAAGAAGGUUUGCCAGGCCCUGACUAAAUAUGAAGGGCUGGUAGAGUACAUUCAUUUCUCAGACCAGUUCUCUGGACCCAAGAACCAGGACGAUUCUCAACCAGCUAAAGUUCCUGUGGCCAAGGCCGUCCUCCUCUUUUGCUUCAAUGUUCCGGGUAAAGGCAAGACGAAGACAUCGGACAUGGAGCUCAUCAAACCACUAAUGCAGCUUGUCUUCUACUUCAUGGACAAGGCCGGCAGAUUUCAGCUCACACGCGAGGGCAAGAUGAAGGCGGAGAAGAAACGCCAUAAAGCAGAGGAGCAGUUGUUGAAGGCCACACACGCCCAGCGCCAGGAGGCCGCCCAGGCUCGCCGCGAGGAGAAGAAACGAGUCGAGAAGGAACGGCUCAUGAAUGAGGAGGAUCCCGAUAAGGCCAGAAAGCUGGAAGAUCGUGAGAGUCGCAGAGAGAUGAAGAAGAAGCAGCCCAAGAUGAAGAUGAUGAAGAUGAAGGCCAUGUAGUGUGUGAUGGUGUGUAGACAUUGCCCUCAUUACUGGGCUAAUAUUGCCCUCAUUACUGGGCUAAUAUUGCCCUCAUUACUGGGCUAAUAUUGCCCUCAUUACUGGGGCAAGGCCGCCUUCAUUAUUAAUCUAAGACAUUGACUUCUACAAAACUGCCCACAUUACUUACUCAUCUAAUACUGCCCACUUAACUGGUCUAAGACAUUGACUUUAAUAAUGUGUUAUUAAUGGUCUAAUACAGACCUCAUUACUGGUCUAAGACAUUGACUCCUCUACUACUGACCUCAUUACUGGUCUAAGAUAUUGACUCCUCUAAUACUGACCUCAUUACUGGUCUAAGACAUUGACUCCUCUAAUACAGACCUCAUUACUGGUCUAAGACAUUGACUCCUCUACUACUGACCUCAUUACUGGUCUAAGAUAUUGACUCCUCUAAUACUGACCUCAUUACUGGUCUAAGACAUUGACUCCUCUAAGUCUAAUACUAUCCACAUUACUGGUCUAAGACAUUGACGCCUCUAAUACUGUCCACAUUACUGGUCUAAGACAUUGACGCCUCUAAUACUGACCUCAUUACUGGUCUAAGACAUUGACUCCUCUAAGUCUAAUACUGCCCACAUUACUGGUCUAAGACACUGAAUCCUCUAAUACUGUCCACAUUACUGGUCUAAGACAUUGACUCCUCCAAUACCACCCACAUUACUGGUCUAAGACAUUGACUCCUCUAAGACUAAUACUGCCCAUAUUACUGGUCUAAGACACUGAAUCCUCUAAUACUGUCCACAUUACUGGUCUAAGACAUUGACUCCUCCAAUACCACACACAUUACUGGUCUAAGACAUUGACUCCUCUAAGACUAAUACUGCCCACAUUACUGGUCUAAGACAUUGACGCCUCUAAUACUGUCCACAUUACUGGUCUAAGACACUGAAUCCUCUAAUACUGUCCACAUUACUGGUCUAAGACAUUGACUCUAAUACUGUCCACAUUACUGGUCUAAGACAUUGACUCCUCUAAUACUGUCCACAUUACUAGUCUUAAGACAUUGACUCCUCCAAUACCACCCACAUUACUGGUCUAAGACAUUGACUCCUCCAAUACCACCCACAUUACUGGUCUAAGACAUUGACUCCUCCAAUACCACACACAUUACUGGUCUAAGACAUUGACUCCUCCAAUACCACACACAUUACUGGUCUAAGACAUUGACUCCUCUAAGUCUAAUACUGCCCACAUUACUGGUCUAAGACAUUGACGCCUCUAAUAAUGUCCACAUUACUGGUCUAAGACACUGAAUCCUCUAAUACUGUCCACAUUACUGGUCUAAGACAUUGACUCUAAUACUGUCCACAUUACUAGUCUUAAGACAUUGACUCCUCCAAUACCACCCACAUUACUGGUCUAAGACAUUGACUCCUCCAAUACCACCCACAUUACUGGUCUAAGACAUUGACUCCUCCAAUACCACACACAUUACUGGUCUAAGACAUUGACGCUGAUACCACACACAUUACUGGUCUAAGAUGGUCUAAGACAUUGACUCCUCUAAUACCACACACAUUACUGGUCUAAGAUGGUCUAAGACAUUGAUUCCUCUAAUACUGUCCACAUUACAGGUAUAAGACAUUGUCUCCUUUAGUACUGCCAUUAUUAUUAGUCUAAGACAUUGAAUCAUGCAUAUCUUUGCCUACUGUGGACAGUGACUGUCACCAUGGAAAUAAUUUUGUUUUAUCAAGAAAACAUAAUAUAGUCAUUGUGUAUACAAAUGAAUGAUUGCCUAAUGUGGCUGUCAAAGAACCGAGUCAGGUAUGUGUGCCCACCUUGCUGUAUAAAAUAUUACAACAUUCGUCUAGCCUUCGUGGCUAGAACAGAACUUUCAGUGAUUUUCUCAAUACGAGAAGAUACAUUUUUAAGACAUUUCUUUUAUGGAAAUUGUAAGUGUUUUUUUACGUCUAGUUUUCAUGGGAGAUGUUUAUUUUUAAUUUAGCAUCAGCUUUGAUAUGAUUGGUAUUGAUCAUUGACACAUUUUAAGUUAAAAUUUAUUAUAUAAAUGGGUUUUUUCUUGGCCAAAUUCUGUUUUAUUAAUAGUAUUCUGCUAGUUAAACAUUAUUUAGCAUACACAACACUAAAGGGUGGGGGUUUUCUUACGUUUUGAUUCUUUUUUAUUUCCUGUUAUGGUUUUCAAGUUAAUAUUAAAUGACAUUUGAUAUUAAUACUUCAGUAAUUACAAGGGUUUGGAGCUAACGGUAUGUUCAUAAUAACUUAGUGUAACAUACUAGUCACUAGUUGUUACCUGCGGAUACAUGGGGUCGAUAUAGUUCACGAUUGAUGAUAGCUUUGUUUGAUUAUAAAGGCAGAAUGUCAUAUUCUAAUCAGUGUUUUUUAUUGUUUUAUUUAUUAAAUAUUAAAUUUUAUUACUUUCAAGGUUUUCUCGUUAUAUUUCAUAUCAACAAGGUGGGGAAAGUUUGAUUUUGAAAUAUGUUUAUUUACCAUUGUAUUUUGUUUUAGACCCUUGUGAAUUUUAUAUAUAUUAUGAAGGUGUGUUUAGUGUUUCAGUUUCCUAUUUGUCACAAUGAAUUUAUAGGCAUGCUGUU
Molecule: messenger RNA, 4053 nt
Organism: Gigantopelta aegis
Lineage: Eukaryota; Metazoa; Mollusca; Gastropoda; Neomphalida; Peltospiridae
Product: PAT complex subunit CCDC47-like
Exons: 13
Coding region: 26-1459 (477 amino acids)
Biological process (GO): endoplasmic reticulum calcium ion homeostasis
Cellular component (GO): endoplasmic reticulum
Molecular function (GO): calcium ion binding
Source: RefSeq, a predicted model, not a curated record